Molecule: messenger RNA, 2787 nt
Organism: Pygocentrus nattereri (red-bellied piranha)
Lineage: Eukaryota; Metazoa; Chordata; Actinopteri; Characiformes; Serrasalmidae
Gene: bub1bb
Product: BUB1 mitotic checkpoint serine/threonine kinase Bb
Exons: 9
Coding region: 210-1493 (427 amino acids)
Biological process (GO): meiotic sister chromatid cohesion, centromeric; mitotic spindle assembly checkpoint signaling
Molecular function (GO): protein kinase activity
Source: RefSeq, a predicted model, not a curated record
GCUCCCGGUUUUCGUUCAAAUGGUUUGAGCCCAAAGACAAACGGACGCGCAUUCCGCAAAACCGAUACAGCAGAAAAUCAGGCUCGGAUAUUUACAUCUGAUUUACUCUGUUCAGGCGCACCGGAGAGAAGAGGAAUCUGUCCACUGCGUUAGAAAUAAACGACGUAAGUUCGGCCACUGGUAGAGCAGCUUGCUGCCGUCAGCUGACAAUGGCAGAAAGCGAGGCAGAGUGGGAGCUGUGCAAAGAGAACAUCCAGCCGCUGAGACGUGGCCGAGCCAUCUCAGCCCUGCACCAAGCUCUUCAGCAGCAAGAGGGCUCCAGCACUGCUCUCAACCAACAGAAACAAGCAUAUGAGACAGAGCUGCGCAUGUAUGAUGGAGAUGACCCUCUUGAUGUCUGGGACAGAUACAUCAAAUGGACAGAGCAGAAUUACCCACAGGGAGGAAAGGAAAGCAGCCUGACUAUUCUUCUGGAAAGAGCAGUCAUGAAGUUCACAGAAGAAAAGAAAUAUCACAACGAUGCCCGUUAUGUUGAUCUUUGGAUCAGAUUUGCAGAAGGCUGCUUGGAACCUCUAGAUGUCUACUGCUACAUGCAAGCUCAAGGAAUAGGGACAAUGCAGGCAUCUUUCUACAUUGCAUGGUCUGAAGAAUAUGAGAAAAGGGGAAACUCGCGGAUGGCUGACAGCAUAUUUCAAGAUGGUUUAAAGUGUGGUGCUGAACCUCUAGAUAAGCUCCAGCAGUUUCACAAGGCUUUGCAGGCACGUGUGUGCAGGCAGAUGAUGGCAGCAGUAGUUGAUAAAGAGAAAGUGGAUGAUGAACCUCAAGAGCCUCAGAGGAUUUCCCUGGUGGAGCUUAAAGCUAAGGGAAAGAAAAAAGCAGCUGUGCCUAUCAAUAGAGUGGCUGGCUCCAUUGGCUUUGCACGGGGUCUGCAGUGUACACAACCUCUAGGACCAGUAAAGAACAGUCGGCUCAUGAUAUAUGAUGAAAAUAAGGAACAUUUUGAUCCUCAGGAGCCGAAAGUAGAAAGUUGGAUGGCUCCUCCAUCUGCUAAGGCCAAGGAGAAUGAACAGAGACCUGAUAAAUGGACUAAUGCUAAGUUGCCCCAGAAGUCCAGAUUUGGUCAUACUGUAGUGGUUCCACCACCAAAGCCAAAUUUCCAGCCCUUUGUGGAGGAGAGUGAUCAGCCUCCUGCAGUAACUCCAUGUAAGAUCAACCCAGCAGUGAAUACUGUGCUGUCUGCAAGGAAGCCGCGACGGGAGGAGCAAACUCCACUGAAGAGGUUGCAGGAGAGACAGCACCAUAUGCAACUGCAACAGGAGGACGAAAGCAAAAGUGGAGAGAAGAGCAUGUACUGCAAGGAGCUUCUGUUCAGCGGCGCCACAGAGUUCUCUUUUGAAGAGCUGCGUACUGAGCGAUACCGUCAGAAAUGCAUCCAGAGACUGGAAGCAGGCAGGAGUGGCAGAAACAGCCAAGAGCAUUCACAAUCCAGUUAAAAUGACCGACAAGUGAAAAGGCUGGAAGUAACGGAGUGUCUUUGUAGCAUGGUUCUUAACUUUUGUCCUUGAUGCUACUUUGCUGCUCAUUUUAAUGUUAUUUCUGCCCCAAUACACUCCAUUAAAUCAAUCGGCUCCUUAGCUAGGCCAUCCCGAGUUGAAGUGGAUGUGUUUGAGCAGGAAGAACACUAAAAUAUGCAGAUCAGCGUGGAGAAUCACUGCAUAAAAAGACCUAGGCUUUGAAUACCUUAAAUACUUUACAUAAGCCUCUGAAGUCAUCAUAUGUUUGUCCUGUUGUUGUAUCCAAAGAAAUGCAAUCAAUUUUGAGUCUAAAUCUGGCAAGGAUUGUACUGUUACUAACUUCAGUAUUAUUGUUCCCUUAUUACUGUAACAGCAGAGGUUGUUCAGACACUAAGAACUCUAGCUGUAACUAGUCAGAUGUCAGCAAUAUAAUAAAUUGAAUACUUUUCAACUUUCAAAUAGAAAGCCUGUUAACUCGGACCACCAAACCUGCAGGUUUUCUGUUCAUUUCCCAAGUACAGAAAACAUGCUGCAGUUAUUUCCAAUGGUAACUGCUGCUUUUUAAAAGGGGGAAUGCACCAGUUUUCAAAGUCAUUGAGAGUGGUUUGAUGUAAAAUGGUGCACUUGCCACUCCUUACAAUGGGAGUGAUGGAAAAUUGGGGUCCCAAUGUCUACAGGGCAGAUAUAGACAUUUUUAUUUACUGUCUAACUGACUAGUGAACCUAAUGCGUGUUUUUUUUUUUUUUUUUUUUUUUUUUUUUUUUUUUGCUGAUUUUUCUUUUAAAUUAUUUAUUUACCAUCCUCCCCCCUCAUAUCUAUUUGUAGCCAUUUCUUUUAACAGCACUCUGUGAGUUAGCUUCAGAUGUCUGGUUCCUGUCAGCAUUUUUCAACAGACUGCUUUAAAUGACUUUUAACAUCUCAAUGUUUGAAUUGUGUAGAGAUUUUGAAACUUGGGUGCAAUUCCCCUCUGUGCCCCCAUAUAAAAUACUGCUGCCUGACAAGCAAUGACUCUUCUGGUAUUGUAUUUCUGUGGUUGAACCUGUGCUUUUGUAUAUAUUGUUUCAUUGUUCAUCACACUGUAUUGUGUGCAGUUGUCAUAAUUUUUUUUUAAACUUCCUUUCUUUUGUACUGUUGUAAUGACAAUUAUGCUCAGAGAUGAUGUAGAGUUGCUCAUUUUUUUUUUUUUCUCUGUACCCUGUACCUCUUACAGGAUAGUCGCUCAUUGCAAGAACCAAUAUUUUGUUUGUAAUAAACAAAAGCAGUGUUUUUUAAA